This is a messenger RNA of Rotaria sordida, 1218 nucleotides long. NCBI's taxonomy places the organism in Eukaryota, Metazoa, Rotifera, Eurotatoria, Philodinida, Philodinidae. The record is from the annotation of a GenBank genome assembly.
AUGGCUCGAUCUUUCAUAUCAUCAUUAUCAAAAUUUAGCAAUAUUGUAAGAGUUCAACAAUAUUCAUUUUCGUUAACAUUUCCUCGGUAUGAUUCAAGUGUUUUGUCCAACACUAAUGAUACUAAAAAAUAUGAUGCUAAAACGAAAUUUUUAGUAUUAUUAAUUACAAUGAGAGACAGUAUGUUAUUACUAAAAGAUACCAACAAAGUAAAAAAUUAUUUCAAUCAAUUAAUUCAUUCAUUACAAUAUGUUCCAUCACAAAAUUUCGAAUCGAAAAAAAUUAUCGAUUUCUUACAUCUCAAUGAAAAUAUGAAUGCAAAUAUUGUUCUUGAAAAUUUACAUAAUAUUAUUGAUGACGUUCCAAUGAAAAAAGAUGAUAAACUGAAACUUCAUACGAUCGUUAAUAAUUUAAAAUUAUUAUUUUCACAUUGGGAAGAUACAAUUAUUAAAUUAGAAUUAUCUGUUACACGUCUAGAAAAAUCACAUUUUGAAUUAACACCAUCAAAUAUUGAUUUAAAAUCAUCGGUUUCAGCGUUAGAAAAAUCAAAUCUCGAAUUAACAUCAUCGGAUAAUUCGCCAAUUGGCGAAAUUCGUGAGGAAGUUCGCCAAUGGCGAAUAUACAAUUGGCGAAAUUCACAAUUGGCGAAAUUACAGAGACUCACAUCAUCACAUGCUGAUUUAAAAUCAUCUGUUUCAAAUUUAAAAAAAUUAUAUUUCCAAUUAAUGUCAUACAAAUACAUGUCUUGUGUUAGUGAAUUAAUGCGAUCUACUGUUCGAUCGAUUAAAAAAGAAUUUAGAAAAAAAUUAAUAAUAGAAUAUAUAUCAGAAAAUUUUGAUACAACAACAUUUGAAAGUUUACUUGAUGAUCCUCAACACAAAGAAAUAAAAGAAUUUCUUAAUUUAGAUGAUAAUCAAAUUGAUUUAAUGUUAUCAAUAUUUGAUAAAAUAUGUUCAAAAUAUGGAUUUUCAAAUAAACAUCAAUCAGCUCAUUAUUUAUCGAUGGCAUCAAUACGAAAUGAACGAGAACAUGAUAUGAUGGAUGAUUAUAUUAAACGAACACCUCAUGCUAAACAUUCAUUUGAAAUGUAUUGUAAACAAAAUGAUAUUAUUGAAUAUUAUAAUGAAAAAGAUCAUGUUCUACUUCCCAGUGCUGCUUGUCAACAAUUAUGUUAUUAUUUAUAUGAAAUACCAAGGAAUGCAAUACCAGUUGAAUUAUGA